UACUGAUCACUUCAAUAAUUAAAACAUUAAAAACUUUAAAAUUCUCUAAAUCUGAGCUCUCUUCCUCUCUCCUCACAGGUCACAUGACUCAUCCGUCUAGAUUCCUCGGCGGCGUCAACUCCUCGGCGACCGCAUCAACUGAGUCCGCCGCCGUCGACUCCGACUUCGUCGUCAUCCUCGCCGCGCUCCUCUGCGCCCUAAUCUGCGUCCUCGGCCUCGUUGCAGUAGCUCGCUGCGCCUGGCUCCGCCGGAUCUCCGGCGCAGCGAACCUCCCGGGCGGUUCCGCUCCUCAAACUCCGGCCAACAAAGGCUUGAAGAAGAAGAUCCUCCGAUCCCUCCCGAAGGUUACCUACGCGGCCGAGACCGCCGGAAACCUAACGGACUGCGCUAUCUGCUUGACUGAAUUCGUCGGAGGAGACGAAAUCCGAGUGCUGCCGCAGUGCGGGCACGGGUUCCACGUCGGAUGCAUCGACACAUGGCUAGGAUCUCAUUGUUCUUGCCCUUCGUGCAGGCAGAUUCUGGUUGUUGCCAGAUGUCAGAAGUGUGGAGGAGUUCCAGCAAGCUCCAGCAGCACCGGAGCUGAGACGGAGUCCAGAUUGAAGGAGAGAGAAGACGAUGUGAAUAGAGAAGCAUUUGACUGCGCCCCACGGAAUCGAGAAAAGGAAUGCAGCGGUGAUGGGUCCUGUAAAUGGAGUCGGUGGUUUCUCCUUCUCCAUCUGCGUUCACGCCUUGGGCUCUUGCGGUGCGUAUUCUUAUCCCCAUUGAACACCACUGCCGACUCCGCCCUCCUUUUCUUUUUUAUUUUUAGUUUCUUUAUGUCAAUUUGCUAACUCUUUCGUCUUCUGUAUGCUUUGACAUGUAAUCCAUCUAUAUAUAUAUAUAUUUUUUUA
Messenger RNA from Vitis riparia (riverbank grape), 890 nucleotides. RefSeq names its product RING-H2 finger protein ATL80. The transcript is spliced from 2 exons. NCBI's taxonomy places the organism in Eukaryota, Viridiplantae, Streptophyta, Magnoliopsida, Vitales, Vitaceae. The coding region runs from base 84 to 830 and encodes 248 amino acids. The record is from RefSeq and is a predicted model, not a curated record.